CUGUCUAUUUUUAUUCUCUCUUCAGAACGCGAGUGUGUGAAAAGUGCACUUUUCCAGGUGAAAUUACAGAAAUAGUGAAUCAGUCUCAGUGUGAAAAGCUGCCCACACGUGAGGAGCAUAUGACGUAGAAGACAAUAGCUCAAUGGAUCAGCCAAAUCACUCUGUGGGCCGCAAUCGUGGGCGAUUACACCAUCGCAAAGAUGAAUCCUCAAACUUCAGACGGGCCGGAAGUGAUUAUUUCCCGGAGAAGGAAGGCAAUGAGAGGAGUUCCCACGGUGGCGGCAGACGGAAUAGGAAGCCAGAGCAGCAAUUUUAUAUUCCAAAGCAGCAGCAAGAGCAGUUCCGAGGCGAUUUUCGCGAUGACCCGACGGAUUCGAUGGGUGACGGAAGGAAAACUCCCACGCCUAGAGGGGAUUUCCAGGACGAAGGUGAACCGAGGGGAAAACAGAACUCUCAGCGAGGGAAUUUCCAGCGAAACCACCAACGCCAGAGUGGUUCCAGUAGUGGAAACUCCAAUCCUGGAUACAAUCGUGGUGGGAAAGUUCAGGAAAACUACGGAAGCAAUCAGCGUCAAGUUCGUCAAGCGUCAGAACCUCGAGUUGUUCCGCAGUCACUGCCAAAUUACUACCAUGGCGCCAAAGAGAGAGAUACGCGCAGUGUGGAGCCCAAUUUGGCGGUGAGAGAGCCCAAUAAGAAACCUCCGUCUGGUAGGAGAAAUUCUGCGGCGGCCGAAAAGGCUCCUAUAGGACCUAUUACGCGACUGCCGCCUAAUAUAGAGUCUCUGCCGCCGCGGUUUCAGAAGAAAUACCUACAGGAGAAUGGUCUACCUCUAGAUCUGCUCAAUCCAGCUCCGCCUACGCAUGCCAACCCUCCGCCUGAGACUAAUGACUGGGAUGGGCGAUCAAUUGUGUUCUGCGGUGGCAAUCAUCAGACUCCGAAUGCUUCCAACUGGUCUCAGACGCUCCCCAUGCCGCCGCGGGGAGGCAGAGGCCGUCAGAGGAAGGAUUCCGACGUGACUCUGGACAACACUCGCUCAAGAAGUCGCAGCUCAGAAGUGACUCGUGGCAAGCCAAAGCUAAGCGACAGACUGAAUCAAAGGACUUUCGAAAGGGAUGAGGAGAGAAAUCACGGUCGUCGGUGGGGAAAUGAGGAAAGUGAACAGCGUGCGCAGCGAUUUCCGCAGAGACAAAUCGAGGAACCGCGAUCGCCGGUGAGGAAUCGUCAUGGAAGAAUGGGUGGAAAGGGACACGGAAGGGAGAAUGUGGAGAAGAUCGUGGAGGAGCCGAAAAAGAAGCCUGAACCUCUAAUGUCAUUCAAUACAACGGCAAUUCCGCAAUUGGAUUGGGCGACUGAAAUGGAGAAUGUGGAGAAUGCAAAGAUGCAGAAUGCACAAGCUCCGCAAGAGCAACAAUUGAAGCCUAACAAGCGUCGCGGCAGAAAAGGUGGUGGUCGCAAGAAAAAGAGUAAAUUAGCCAAUACGAGAAACUCUGGCAAUGUAGCGCCGAAGGAACAGGACACCUUUAGCAAUCAGCAACAACCUGUGUUCAAGGUGCCAACGUAUACCAACCGACGAAACAGUCAGGGCUCGGUGUCGGGAAGUCGAGAGACGAGCCAGGAGCGGGGAUAUCGCCAGCGAUCGCAUUACAACAGAUCGCGAAAGAAUAGCUAUGACAGUGUGUCGCGAGAGGCGAGCACAGAGCGAGCUGGUGGGCGUGAAGGCUCGCGAAAUCGCAGUAAGAACAGGAGGAAGAACAGGAAUUCCUGGUCCAGCCGAGAUAACAGUGCAGAGGCGCAUUUCAUGAGGACAUCGCAGGAGAGUUUGCACAGCAUUCGUGAUCCGACAAAUUGGCGUCGAGAAAUCAACUUGGAUGAUGAAUUUAAGAAUAUCUCUAAUCAAAUAAGCACACUCAAUAUUGAUAGUGAGAAAACGUCGAAGCCGGGAAUGAUUAUCUUGCCACAGGGUGGAAAGAGAGAGACUCCACGGAGUGCAGCACAGCCAAAAACACUGUUCGAUCCUAAGAAUCCCAAUCAACCGAUCGUGGUGACGGCAAGUCAGGGGAGAAAUUACACUCCACCAGAUGCAAUAAAUCACACAGCGGACAAUUAUUCCGUCCUGGAUGCGUGCCAAUAUGCAGGUGAUAAGUUCUACACUAGCAAUGCCUAUCCUGUGUGGUAUGAUCCCACAUCUGAGGUGUAUAGACAAGUGCACAAUUAUGAUUUGAUCGAUACUCUCGUGCAAACUGACCAGCAAAUUCAGGAGCUUAUGGUGAAUGGGGUGCUGUUCAAGGAAUGGGAAACAUUUACACUCAAUCGAUUAUGCCUGAAGCAGCUUCUCGAAGAAUUUCUCACUCGUGAACUGAAGUUCUGUCAACAGUGCAAUGUUGAGCAACAUAUUUGGAAAUUGCUGUACUACAAUACCAUUGAGAUGCUGAGGAAAUUCCAUGCUGAGGACACAAGUGAGGCUGGAAGGGCGUUCUACAAGGGGAAAUGUCUUGAGUUGAUUAACGAGGGGAGUGGAUUUUUUGAGAAAUUGCUUCGCACCCUAGAGCAGAAGUAUAACUUUCUUGUGGAUAACUUUGUGGGUGUGAAUGCUGGCGCUAUGUCGAAGGGACUCAAGAUGGUUAGUUUGGCGCUUGUGUCGGCGCAAAAGCUUCUGCUCUACCUGGGCGAUUUGGCGCGAUAUCGGGAGCAGAUUCUGGAGACCAGUGGCUAUGGACAGGCUCGUCAGUGGUACAUGAAGGCGCAGCAGAUUAUGCCAAGCAAUGGAAGGCCGUACAAUCAACUAGCAGUGCUUUCCAUCUACUCGAAGCGAAAAGUGGAUGCUGUGUAUUACUAUAUGAGGAGCCUGAUGUCAUCAAAUCCAUUCAAGUCUGCUAGAGAGAGUCUCCUGGCGCUAUUUGAUGAGACACGAAAGAAGUAUGAGAAUAGCCAGAAGAAGCGGGAGGAGAAGAAUCGUCUGAGGCUAAAGGAGAAGGAGCAUCGAUUUGGUGGGCCGCUGAGGCGUGAAACUUGGGUGCAUCCUGAGGGUGGUCGAAGAAUCCAUCGGACUUCUCCUCUUGAUCCGGCCGCCAAUCGCAGUGGUGACACGAGUGAAGAGGAGGAACUCGAGAAUUUGGAGUCCAUUGAGCUGAAUAAGCGAUUCAUUACGAGUUACUUGCAUGUCCAUGGCAAAUUGAUUACGAAGAUCGGCAUGGAAUCUUUCACUCAAUGCGCUGUCCAAAUGCUAAGAGAAUUUCGGGCUCUUUUCCGGAUCUCACCAAUUCCCAUCACAUCGUUGCGUCUUUUGCAACUGGCAGCACUCAAUAUGUUUGCCAUCGACUGUACUCAGCUCAGAGAUCCAUCAAUAGCGCCCGGAGGACGAUCUGAAAUACAAGAGUGUGCAAUUUCAAUUGCUCUGAUAAUGUUUGGUAUAAUGCUUGAACGUUUCGUGACGAUAAUCAGGGAGACUCUAUCACCGGGAUCGACACCGUGCACAACAAGUGGGAGUCGUCAAGUGUUUGGACCAGUAAUUACUCUUGAUGGGGAGAAUAUUCUUCCCACGGCGACGGGAAAGAGCAACAGUAUCAAGAAUGAGCAUGGAGAAGCAUGGAGAGCGAUGACGACGAAAGAGUGUGAGAACAGUAAGAAUGGCAAGAAGCUUUUAGUGCUAAACGAGGAUGCUCGCGUUAUGCUGCCGUCGAUUAAGGUUUGGUGUGACUGGUUGCUGUGUCAUCACAUCGUAUGGAAUCCGCCACCCACUUGUUCUGACUACAAACUUGGUUCCAGCACAAGUCACGAUCCGUGGUCGAAAUUGGCCUCUUUGGUGAUGAUCCUCGAGGAUGUAGACAUUAAUCGUGAUAUUCUAUCCACCGAGAGAAAAACCGAUUACGAGAUUGUGCGUCUGCAGGAAGAUAUAGCUUUAGCCGGUUUCACACCACUCAUCUACGAUGCUCCUGAGGAGAUUUUUUGUCACAGGGACAAUGAUAUUGAAUCAGCUCAGAAUGCCUUGCGUUUGCAGAAGAUUUUAUUUGUUGGCACAGAUUAUUUGUGCUCUUGCGAACCGCCCGUGCUGAAAAAAGUCACUUGCGAAGAUGGCACGACUGAAUACAUAAGUGUGGUGCAGAAUAGAACAGACGAGUCCGAUUCAGAGAUGCUGGUUGAGAGCUUCAGCGACGAGGAUGAUAAUGAGACGCACACGGGCGACAAUCAGGCGAAGGUGGAAGUGUGUGAUGCUGAGAAGACUUGUUCAAAUGAUGUGACGAUGAUGGGUGAUAAGGAGGAGUUCAGUGUUGGCAGCAAAUUGGACAGUCUGCCGAAUUGUGCAGACAACGCAGCUGAGAUAAGGAGCCUGUUGCGUCGCAAGGAUGAAUUGGAGCGUAGUCAGAAGAUGCAGGAGCGACACAAUCAGAGAUUACAGGACAUUUUGCGGCAAAGCACAGUGUCUGUGCACAUUGAGGUGCGUCCCAAGUUCCUAAUUCCCGACACCAAUUGCUUCAUAGACUUCCUUGAGCAACUGCAGGCGAUCGCGAAUGCACAUCCACUGUAUCAGCUGAUGGUGCCUCUUGUUGUGCUGAAUGAGCUGGAGGGAUUAUCGCGGGGACUCAAGGGCAGCGCGGCGGCCAAGAGUGGCUCAAAUAUUCAAAGUGGCAACAAUUUGCUAACGGUUAACACACCGCUGGCACCGACACUCACCAUCUUCCCAUCCACCUCGGUGUCGGUGAGCGGCAAGUCCGAUCCCAAGCAUGUGGCCAUGGUGGCGGAAGCGUCGAAAAAUGCCCUCAUGUUUCUCAAGUCGAAAAAUCCAGCCGUGAAGUGCGUUACAACAAAGGGUUCAGUUCUCAAUUCAUCUGUGUUCACCGUGGAGGAUGACAAUAGUGAACCACUGUCCAAUGACGAUAAAAUCCUAGCGACUGCUGUGCAUUUGUGCAAGAACAAUAUUGACGAGGACAGAGAUGGCACACGAUACAUAGUGAGAGAAGUUGUUCUGCUGACAACUGAUAGAAAUUUGCGCGUAAAAUCACUGUCACGAGAUGUACCUGUCAGGGAAUUGCCUGAUUUUAUCAAAUGGGCUGGACUGGGACCCUGAUUUCUUUGUUGAUGAUGUUGAUCAGAGUAAGCGAGAUCUCGUGUGCAAAAGUAGAUCUUAAAUUGUGUUGAUGUUUCUGAUCACUGGCCACGAUAAUUGGGGUGAUCACUAGCUGUGCGAGAAGAGAGACACUGUUCAGGAUGGUGUGUGGAGAAGGCACGAGAAUAUUUAAGGAAGUAUAAGUAUUUGUGACGUGAAGUUGUUGUGCUAUUUUUUACGAUAGAGAGAAGGAUAUAAAAAAACACACUCUUACACCACUGAAAGUCUCUGUUUAAUGAUCGAGAGGUUGGAUAAAACAAAAAAAAGAAGGCGAUGCUGAACAGAAUAGAAGUACUGGUUUAAACUAUUGCAAUUAGCCAAGUGGUACUUAGUGAAAAAAUAAUAAUUAUACGAUAAGUUCCCAUAUUCUUGCUGCACAGAUGAGAAGUGAAUGUUAAUAUUUGAUAAAUGUGUAUUCCCUGAGUGUUAUUGAGAUUGUACGCUAUAUUUUACAACUUCUUAAUUACUUUAUUGGAUUUAAUUUUAGAACAUCUAUUGUACGUGAAUACCAUAGACUAGUUUAUUGGCCAAAUCGGCACCUUUUUGCCCGCCCUAAUCACCCCCUUGGGAAUGAAUCUUCGCUGUCUUUUUGCAGGAAUUGUCGCUGAGAGCGUUUGUUUUUUACUUUUCCAAUUAUCUCAGCAUCUUUGCAUUAAUGAAAAUUGUUUUACAGUGAUUAUCCUUUCAUAAAUGAUAACUGAUUCUUUAGCAUUAAGAGUAGUUGAAAAGGAGAUCAUCUGGGUGGAAUAUCAUGUAAGAUUGAGAGAAUUACAAACAAUUAAGUGAGAGACUUGUACAUUUGCAGAAAGAGAGAAUAAAUUGUAUUUUAUUAGACCAAUAAUAA
Molecule: messenger RNA, 5948 nt
Organism: Phlebotomus argentipes
Lineage: Eukaryota; Metazoa; Arthropoda; Insecta; Diptera; Psychodidae
Gene: Smg6
Product: telomerase-binding protein EST1A
Exons: 20
Coding region: 143-5065 (1640 amino acids)
Biological process (GO): nuclear-transcribed mRNA catabolic process, nonsense-mediated decay
Cellular component (GO): telomerase holoenzyme complex
Molecular function (GO): telomerase RNA binding; protein binding; telomeric repeat DNA binding
Source: RefSeq, a predicted model, not a curated record